This is a messenger RNA of Branchiostoma belcheri (Belcher's lancelet), 1920 nucleotides long. Its product is annotated as proline-rich protein PRCC-like. The record is from RefSeq and is a predicted model, not a curated record. NCBI's taxonomy places the organism in Eukaryota, Metazoa, Chordata, Leptocardii, Amphioxiformes, Branchiostomatidae. Gene Ontology annotation, cellular component: nucleus.
UGUAUCUCUCUUCCUUUACAGCGGGACUCAGAUGAGGAGGAUGAACCUGCGCCAAAGAAACAAAAGGCAUCGAUGCAGGGUAGCGGUUUGGCAUCUCUCCUCCCUGCACCCAAGGGGAGUGCAGCUGCCUCCAUUUUCAACAAGAAGUCAGUAGCUCCAUCAUCAACAGUUACAUCAUCCAGCGUGAAAGAAAACACCACCAUAUUCAACAAGAAGGAGGACUUUGUUCCUUAUACCCUUACAAAGAACAAGCCAGCUACUUCUACAGGUAUGUCUUCUUCUAAAAGGGAGUCACAAGGUCAGAAUUCUACAGCAUCCCCAUCCACUGUGGUAUCCAAGAAGAAAAAUCCAGUCGGAGUUGGCCCUGCUGAACCCAUACAGACGGCUUCUGCAGCGAAACUUGCCAAACUCAACAUGUUGAAAAAACUCACAAAGGAAGAAGACAGUGCAAAGGAUGAUGGUAGUGAUGAGGAGGACCAGUCAAGGAACUUCUUCUCUCUCGGAGAGUCAAAAGACGAUGAAGCCAGUCCAAGCCCAGACCCUGAAGUUGCAGUUCCGUCUGUAGAGCCCACACGCAACUACAGCACGGCUGCGGGUAGUUCAAGUGUAAUGCCUACAAGUGUGGCAAGUUCAACCUACCCAGGGCCGUAUGUGGACCCUAACCAGUACACUCAGUACAGCGAGGCUGGCCAUUACAUGCAGUACAACCAACCGUAUGACUACUCAGACUACAAUCAGCAGUCAUACUCUGAUGACACAGUACAGGAGGGUUCCAGUCAGCUGCAGUCCCCACCACAGCCUGUGGCAGGGCCGUACGUCCAGGAUGAAAUGUUUGUGAGGAUGCAGGGAAAGAAAAACCGUGGUGAGGAAAUCAAAAUUAUUGAUGUACACGAGGACAGCCAGCGUGCCAAGAUGGAGGACUGGAAAAUACAGAUGGAUGCAGAGGAAAGGGAAUUCAUGCUGUCACGGUCAAAAAAAUCAGGAAAGCUGCCGUCUCGCCAACAGAGGAACAAACACCAGAUCACCUACCUUGCCUUCCAGGCAAAGGAGAGAGAAUUGGAGUUGAAGAACCAGUGGUCACAAAACAGGAUGACCAAAAGACAGACCCAGGCAAAGUAUGGUUUCUAAAAGUCAGCACUGUUGACAAGAAACGACCCUGUGAGAGUGAUGUUCUUGAAUCUCUUUCUAGUAGUUGUAUUCUUGUAAUAUGACACCUGUAGUACAUAUGAGUUUACCUAAUUUGGAAUAAUGUUCAGAAUCAUUAUCAAGAAAGCACAAGUUAGGAUUUGAACUGUUUUGAUGAAUUCCCAGCUCGUAAAUUUUACAACUGCAGUUUCAUGUAAAGAUGCUGCUUUACAUUCAUCCACACACGGCAUUGUACCAUGCUUUAUGUACAUAUAUUCCAUGUUUGCUGGAGAGUAUUAGUAAAUCCCAAACCAUAGCAUCUACGAUGUAUAGAAGCUUUGAGGGGUAGCAAUUCCUUUGUAAUGCAGGUACAGAUAGAUUGAUCUACAGUUACUGGUAACAAUGAGAAGAUUGGUUUUCAGAUGAUCGUCAACCAAGUGAUUGCCAUCUUACCAACUAACCAAUCACGCCCCUGACAUUAUAUAUAUUAAUGUUAAUAUUCAUUGAGAAAAAAAGAGAAAAACUUGUAGAAAAGCUGCUGUUUGUUGCUUAAAUGUAGCUAGUGUGUAUUUAUUGGUAUCAGGGUGCAGGUUUGGAAAUAUGGAAUACCCAGUAAUGAUGCUAAUGUGCUAAAAUUGCCUGUAAAUAUUAGCAUGAAGAUUUCCUUCAAAUUCCUUGUGCAGAAUACUUUCCAGUUUUGACACCAAAAUCCUACAUUGACAACAUUUUACUUGGUUUGUUAUAGCCAUGUCCUUUUUUGUGUCCCCAUAGAACUUGAGAAACAACAUAAACAUG